UUCCCAAGAAUCUUUUCCGCCGGAGCACGCCAUUGUAAACAAGAUGUCUACCUCGGAGAUAGCAGCAGCGCAGAAUGCAGAUUUAAGUAGAGCUCACGAUGAAGAGGUUGAUGUGGAGAACGGUGCUUCAAAUUUGAAGCGGAAGAGAGCAUCUUCGCUUGAUGGUCGGCCUCGUCAUCAGUGGAAGUUUUGGCUCUUGAGGAAUUAUGCUCAUUCACAAGGAGGCAUGACGUUGUUUAAUGAAAUUGUUGAACAUGCUGACAAAGAGAAAGACAGCUUGCGACUGGAAACCUCUGCAAAUCCUAAACUUGUUGGUGACCUCAUCAGUGCUUUGUGGGGUGAUAAAGUCAAGAAAGUCAGAAGAGGACAAAGAAUCGACAGAAAAUACUGUGUGCUGAAUCUUAUUCGAAAACAAGGACAAACUGUGCAGCCCCCAGACUAUGAUGUUACAAAUGAUUUUCAGCAGUUGGCUAAAAAUGAUACAUUUCAAUUACCAAUAGGUUGGUAUAAGGUUGUGGACAAUCCUUGUAGAAUUAGUUUUGUUCAUCCUGAGCCUUUGGAAUUUGGAAACCAGCGGAUUUAUAAAGAGAUAGUGAUGGAAUUAUCUCCAGAGAAAAAUGUAUCUUUCAUUGUCAAGUCUCAUUCAUGUGAGCUCCAUUUGUCCACCCUGAAUGUUGAAAGAAUUGUUAAAGAUUUGACUGUUAGUGAAAAAACUGAGGUUGUUUUGGAUUUUGUAAACACUUCUAAGUUAUGUCUGGGGUGCAUUCUUCCUGAAGAUGACUCAAUUAGGUCUCUAAUACCACAUCAAACUGGAGUCCUUAAAACGUUAAACAACAGUGAAGUUCUAACACAGAAUAGAGCUUUUUCUUCAAAGUGUCAGUUGUUUGUCUGUUAUGCUGGAAAACAAUGUUCAAAGUGCAGUGGAGUCUCAAGAACUUACAAGAGAAGGAAAGGUAGAAGAGAAACAGGGGAAUCCUUUCACAAGCACUGCAACAAAAGGUAUCUUACAAAAGAUGAAAUAUUCCAACAGUUGCAAGAGCAGAGAAAAUUGAACAGGAAGCAUGAUCAAGAAAAAGAAGACGAUCAAAGUCCAGGAAGUGAGGAUGGUGAAAGCAAUACAAGCGAUGAUUCUGGCACGGAAGAGGAGAAAGAUUGACUUGAAAGUUUAAAAUAAGGCUUACCAUUUUGAACUUCAUGUGACCAUCAGUGUAGGGAUUUUUUGUUUGGGUUGGAAAAAUGGUACACAUGAUUUUGAUUUUGUUUGCGACUGUUUUGGAUAGGACAUGACAGGACAGAAACUGAGGGUGCUGUAAGUACCUCCCGUUGUCCCCCAUAAAUCCUUUAUAAAAUUUUCUAAGGAUUUUUGAGCGAAUAUAUGAGGUACUCAAAGUGUGUACAGCUUCUGUCCUGUCUUGGAUUGAGGAGGCCUGGGUGGAAUUCUCGAAAGCCAACUAGGUGUUAGAAAAAAAUAGUGACUAGAUUGGCAGCAGAAGUUGCUAAUUGGUGUGUUGAGUCAACAGUAAUGUUGUAAUGUAGUAGAAAGAAUCUUAUAUUGAUUACUGAUGAACUUUGAACUUUUACAAAAUUGAUUAUGUACCCCCUGAGAGGCUCCAUUUUGUGUUCAAUUCCUUAAUUUUUUUUUUAAAUUGAAAUUAUGAGUAAAGGAAAACAAUACAGGCUUCUUUCACUGGCAAGGAUCAUACCUUAACUUAAUUUCCAUCCACAGGUGAACUUUAAUGUAUUUCAUUAAAAUUAUAAUCAGAUCCCUCUAUGGGGAACAAGUUCCCUUUAUCAGGACACAUGGGUUUAAAUCCUGUCAAAGCCUGAAUUUUUUUCCAGGCCUCUUCUCUGGAACUGCUUAAAUUGCAAGCCUUUCUACAAGUAUUGCAAAACAAUGUUGUUAAAAAAUGUGAACAAACCAAGACAACCAGACACUUAGAUGAAAGAACAAAUGAGACUGCCCUGAGAAAGAGGAAGAACUGCUUUUUUCAGAGGCCGUGUUUUACAAGCAAAAUUCAAAUUUCUGUGCAGACAAAUAAAGCCAGUUUCUAAAUAAAUAGCAUUAAAAGCAAGACGUGGGACAAACUGCUUGAGGUUAUUUCCAGAAUAAAAAUAAUCAAUCAACAUUGACGGAUCGUCUGAUGAGAUAGCUUUAUCCGUCUAAUAUUGAUCAACAUAAGAGGCACGGUCCAAUUAUGUGCAUUGAGACAUUUUUACCCAAUUAAGGAGGCUAUGGCAUGUUUUUUUAUACCAUUCCGUUUGAUUUGAGUGCUUUUGUCCAUUUCAAACUUUCUGACUGAUUUCAGUCUUAUUUUGAAUGCUAUUGUUUGUUUUUGGCUCCUUUUGUGUGCCUGUGGACAAAAGUGCCCGGCUUUGGACCUCAUCGUCCAAUUUCAUAUGUUCUAUCUGUGAAUAAUUCUGUUUGAUUCUACAUAUUUUUGUAUUAUUUUAUUUCCCAUCUUUUCUUGAAAAGGAUAGUUU
This is a messenger RNA of Stylophora pistillata, 2481 nucleotides long. RefSeq lists its product as uncharacterized. NCBI's taxonomy places the organism in Eukaryota, Metazoa, Cnidaria, Anthozoa, Scleractinia, Pocilloporidae. The record is from RefSeq and is a predicted model, not a curated record.